Messenger RNA from Durusdinium trenchii, 717 nucleotides. The record is from the annotation of a GenBank genome assembly. NCBI's taxonomy places the organism in Eukaryota, Dinophyceae, Suessiales, Symbiodiniaceae.
AUGUCCUUCGAAAGGUGGCCCCGGCCUGGUGAAGAUGGCGUGAGUGACGCUUCGGAGGUGUCCCGAGAAGAUUUGCCACUACGACUGCUGGCAGAAUUUUCCUCUGCAUGGCCACAUGCGUGGCAUCCAGUGGUCCUGGAUGAGGACCGGCGGAGCUUUUCCUUCCAUUGGCCCAAGGCCAUCUCAGAAGAACGCUCCCAGAGCUACUUCGAGCGGUUGCUGGAGGUAGCGCCUUGGGUGGAACUACGGAAUACAAAGGGCACAAGUGUGACACGCAGUACCUGCUGGUACUGCACCGGUGGUUGCACCUGUGACUAUGCUUACGGACAGCAGAAACGCGUCACGAAUGCAAGCACCCUUCAAGCAGCUCCAGAAGGAUCUCCACCACUCACAGCUCAGAGUCCAGGUACAGACUGCACAGAGGGUGAGUUUGUCCACGGCUCUGUCGAGGUUGAACCCUUGUCUGAAGAAUCUCUGAGCAGUUUCAGAGCUGUCAUGGAGGAAAUAUUGGAACACGUUUUCGGAGAUCUUUUCCCAGGCUUGAGCAAGGAUGCAUGGCCCAACAGCGCGAAUCUAAACCUGUACAGGGAUGGCCGCCAAGGAGUAGGCUCUCAAGCUUCAAAUUUUUGUCGUCUUGGACUCCUUGGACUUCUCGCGCCUCUCCUUCCUACCUCCUUUCCUACCCCGAGAUUGAACCUCAGGUUGGCAUGCAGAUGA